Messenger RNA from Acanthamoeba castellanii str. Neff, 840 nucleotides. RefSeq names its product Fbox domain containing protein. The coding region runs from base 1 to 840 and encodes 279 amino acids. The record is from RefSeq and is a predicted model, not a curated record. The transcript has 8 exons. Lineage: Eukaryota; Discosea; Longamoebia; Acanthamoebidae. Gene Ontology annotation, molecular function: protein binding.
AUGAUGCUCGGGGACGAAGAAGUGAACGUGUGGGCGAAUAUGCCGCCCGUUCGUUGCCUCCCACAGCAGCAGGAGACCACGGGGACCGACCAACCCAACCUCUUCUUCACCCACCCAGUCCACCUACCCGGUGAGUUGGCGGAGCAGGUGUUGAGCUACGUGGGACCCAAGGAGCUGGUGGCCGCCGGCGCCGCGUGCCGCCUCUGGUAUGACGUCACCUCGCGAGACAAACUAUGGCAGCCGUUUAUGGCCCAGGCGAGCUCCGGGCGCACCGAGAAGCACUCGUACAAGGAGCUGUUCCUCGAGCUGCUCCGGGAGAAGAAGCGCUGCGCCAUUCGCCACCAGUACGCCACCGAUGAGCCUGGAGAUAGUACGCCGGCGGAGAGCAUGCUCAAUGUCGAGCCUGUCUUCCACCCCAGCCCCGCCUGGCCGGUCCACCCGAACACGUCGAACGAGCUCACCGUGGACCUGGGCUUCGACGAGAACGGCACGUACUACGGGUUCCACCCGCCGGGCGGCUGGUACCGCCUGGCUACCAAGGCCUACGAGCGCUUCCUCUACUUUUGCCACAUCUACGACGGCGACGAGGUGGCGCACCCGACCUCGGCCAUCCAGUUCAUGUGGCACCUCCACAUGUUCCACCCCAUCCUCUAUCGGAUGACGCGGCGCAGGGAGGGCACGAAGAGGCUGACUGGCCGCGUGCUGGAGCACAUCCCGUGGCCCCACGAGCACUACAGAGAGGCCAACUUCACCCGGAUCAACCAUGUGUGGCAGCGCGAGUUCGGCAUCGACAUUCAGGAGGAAAUGGAUGACCUUGAGAUCGGGGAUGACGACGUCUGA